Messenger RNA from Penicillium diatomitis, 1830 nucleotides. Its product is annotated as TCP11 family protein. The record is from RefSeq and is a predicted model, not a curated record. The transcript is spliced from 4 exons. The coding region runs from base 1 to 1830 and encodes 609 amino acids. NCBI's taxonomy places the organism in Eukaryota, Fungi, Ascomycota, Eurotiomycetes, Eurotiales, Aspergillaceae.
AUGGAUCUCCAAGGAACCAAAGAGGCUCGUGCGCAGGAAGAUGGUAAUGAUGGGUCGCUCGCGGGUAACGGCCGUUCCUCCGACUUUCGUCAGAGUGAAAGGCGAGACUCUCACGACCAUGAGAAAGCUUCUCCCGUGACUUCAUUACGGCGUGCACAACCGUCUUUCGAAUAUCCGCCUGGUACCAAUCGACUCCAUCCGCGAGACUCAUCGCCCUCUCCCGAGGCCAUCCGCAUUCCACAGGCCUUGGAGCUCACUGCUCGCGAUCACCGUCUGCUCUGCAAAGCUCGCCGUCAUCCUCCAGUCACGAAGCGGACGUUGAGCGAGCUCGAUCUGCCUUGCAUAAUGAGCAAUAUCAACCUCCGGAUGGAUGCCAACUUUGACCGUGACUUGCACUUCAAGCCCGAUCUGGAGGGCGAGAAGGGCAAACGCAAGAGGAAAGAGGCCGCCGACUACUGGGACUCCAUGGCGCUGGAAAUUACUGUCUACGCAUAUGAAGCUGCAAACCUGGAAGGCGCUGGAAACCAGCCCGAGAGCCAAGGUUCCAGCUCCAGAAGUACUUUCGAGCCGCGGCUUCCACUCAUGUUCGAAACUUUACAAGAAGUCAUCAAAACACUAGUGCCUGAACGGGACCAUCCGGCUGUAAUGGAAAACCUCGAAGUUCCUCUGCUAAUGCAGCAGGUCCGCAAAGGAGUGCUUGACAUGGUUGUUUUGGCCAAGUGGAUGGCGGCUCUCCUCAAGACUCAUUGCGCGCCCAUGCGGGACGAAUGGGCAGACCGUAUGGUGGACCAGAUCACUGAAGGCUCACAGUCCCAAAAUACAAAGGAGAUUGUCAACGGAUUGCAGACGCUGUUCGCUAUCCUGGAGGCAAUGAAACUUGAUGUGGCCAAUCAUCAAAUUCGCACAUUUCGUGUCUUGCUCAUCGAGGAUACCGUCCCGUUCUUGCAAGAGUACCUCGAGGGCAAAAUCAGCCGUGGCAACUUCCAGGUCGAGCCGGCCAAGUCAUGGUAUGCCGAGGCACGCGAACGUGCUCAAAAAGAAGAUGAAGCUCGUCAAUUGACCGAAGGACAAUCAGACGCUGCGUUGAAGCCCAUUGAGGUUCUCUUUCGGGGUAUUGCGGACCAAUUACUUCAGUUCCAUCCUCCUGCAGACUAUCCAGACACCUUCAUCUUUGAUACAGAUCGACUGUGGCAACUGCGUUCGACCAUCCACAAUCUGAUCAAUUUGGAGAUUGCGUGGUACAUUUUCGAAUCCUACGUCCACACGCAGAAGAGAUACCUCUCGGCCCGCGACGAGACAUACUCCGCCUUCCGCACGAGAAUCUGGUCGCUCAUGGAAGACGACCCAAUUUCCGAUGUCCGGGAUCUUUGCGAGAGUGGCAACUCGGACAACCGGGGUAGUCAGCGCUGGAUGGAAAAGAUGAAAUCAAUCGCUUUGGAAAUAGCACGAUUCGCCUGCGCCGCGUGCCACAUGGAUGCCCUGGUUGCGGACGAAGUCAUUGCUCCUAUCGAGGAGGCGCUAUUGUGGCAUUUGUCGAACGAAUCGGAACUCUUCCGCUAUUUUCAAAACACCAUGCGCGAAAAAGUGCUGACCGCAACGAUUUCCUUUGCGAAGAAAUUCCUGCCUUUGUCACCACUGGCCAUUUGCGAAUCCCAGCGCACAAUGCUCACACAACCGGGGGGAGUGAAUUCGUCGCAGUCAAUGUCAGCCCAGCAGUAUGACAUUGAACGCAUCGGUAUGCGUCUUGCUCAUAUUGGUGUUCUACACUGGCGAGUUUGGGCGUCUCUACUCUACUUGAGGGACGAGACGCCUAGACCGGGUCUCCAGUAG